AUGGCGUUACGCUUACGUGACGAGAGAGCUAGGCCUAGAAUGGGCAAAUCCGGGUUCACCGCCCAGAUCGGUAUGGAACGCCUGAAACGGAAUUACGGUACGGGUCCAGUGGAGUCUGCAGCUGCACGACGUGGUCCAAUAAAGGAUCCAAGGCCAGGUGAGGAGAAAUCGAAAAGAGGAGAUAGGGGGUGGUGGUUGGGACAGCUGGGGUAUAUCAGACAUGGAAUUGGAAGAGCAGUGGAAGAUGAUUGAGGGGAAGUGAUUGGGAUGGCUGCUUGAGUAGUCCACCCUCAAGAGUGAUCGUCUAUCUCUCUUUCUAUCGAGAUCUCUUCUUCCGCAUCCAGCUUCGAAAGGUCUGUCUCUCUACUCUCUCCACC
Messenger RNA from Aspergillus neoniger CBS 115656, 377 nucleotides. RefSeq lists its product as uncharacterized. The transcript is spliced from 3 exons. Lineage: Eukaryota; Fungi; Ascomycota; Eurotiomycetes; Eurotiales; Aspergillaceae. Bases 1 to 252 code for a protein of 83 amino acids. The record is from RefSeq and is a predicted model, not a curated record.